This is a messenger RNA of Oreochromis niloticus (Nile tilapia), 3111 nucleotides long. RefSeq names its product phosphoinositide-3-kinase, regulatory subunit 6b (gene pik3r6b). Gene Ontology annotation, cellular component: phosphatidylinositol 3-kinase complex, class IB. Gene Ontology annotation, molecular function: 1-phosphatidylinositol-3-kinase regulator activity. Gene Ontology annotation, biological process: positive regulation of MAP kinase activity; G protein-coupled receptor signaling pathway. The record is from RefSeq and is a predicted model, not a curated record. The transcript is spliced from 19 exons. Lineage: Eukaryota; Metazoa; Chordata; Actinopteri; Cichliformes; Cichlidae. The coding region runs from base 325 to 2466 and encodes 713 amino acids.
UCGCUCGGACAGAAGCUUCUGUAGUAAGCUGUGGAGAAAUGCAGGCUGCACAGAGAGCAGGAGUGAAAGUAACAAUGCUUUGCGCGAUGCGAUGUAUUUAUAGCUGAGCCAGUCAUCGGACAACAAAGCAGAAGUGCACUUACCUUUCACUGCAGGGUAUCAGGUAUUUGUUUGUAUUUGUUCAAUUUUUGUCGUUUCGGUGGCUGGGCUGUUGGGGACUAGUGCUGAACUCUGUCCUCAGAGGAGAGGGCUUUUUGUGGUUUGUUCUGGUUUGAAUCAGCUGUGCUAAAAUUAACCCUUCAAAAACUCUGAAGAGUGGAAAGGAUGGUCGAUCCCACAGCUAAAGAGGACCUCUCCUCCACUUUGGACUCCAGCUUGUAUGAUGAUGUCCAGACUCUUUUCAAAGAGAUGAAGAGCGAGAGUUGUUCCCGCAAAGGAAUGCUAGUAUGGAACCUCCAAAGGAAGGUAGAAGUCAAUCCUUCCUGCAGCCUUUCAAUAAUCUCAAUUCUGGUCCAAAAGCUGGAGAAGAAGCUAACAAAAGUUUCCAAGCUCCAUGAGAAAAAAACCUACAUGUCUGUCAUCCCAGUGCUGCACACGCUCUACUAUGUAGUCAUUCAGUCAGGUGUCACAAUUCCUAAAGGCCUUUAUCACAAAGCGUAUGAGUGUUUGGGGAAACUGCUGAUACUGCCAUCGCCAUACUCCGCUGUGGCUCUGCACACUCUGAGGAGCAUCAAGAUGGAAAUGACUGCACCAGGAUCUCUGUACCUGAAGAGAGUCAUCGCAGAGCAAAAUAUCAAGAGUCAGCAUUUUGCUGCGAGGGAAAAAGUGUUUGUGCUGGCAGACCCAGCUGUGUUUUCUGUUUCACUGGAAGCUACGGUUAGAGCAUACUUGGAAGUGUCACGCCGGCUCACAAACACACGGACUAUGGAGAAAAGCAUGCUUUUCCAUGUGCUGCAGACAGGGUUAGAGAUGACCUGCCAAAGCUCCAGACUGGCUCAAGCUCUUGAGGUUUUAGAGGACCAUGAUGUCAGGCAAUAUUUCCAGAAUGUGGUUGAAACUGUGAAGCAGAGUUUACAGCAUGGUCCCGGCAGUCGUGCAGAUUAUCUGAAGGGGCUGCAGCAGAUAUACAAAGACAUCUUGGCUGCCUCUGAAAAAGAUGUAAUGAAUGAUGAACAAGGUCCUGUGUACAGCACUACAGUGCCCUUGCCAGAGAUGAACUUCCUCAUGUGGACAGAUGAAGAGAUGCUAUGGAAUCUGUUGGCAGAUUUUGCGCUAACUUCUGGCUCCAACUUCAUCAAGGAUGGCAAAGAAAGGAUCUCAAGAGACAGCGGGAUAGUGAAAGACUUAGAGGACCCAGACGACGCAGUGCAGCCACCUUACACGGCUCAAAAGACACUGCGGGAACGGAGAAAUGCCAUAAAGAGCUCAAAGUCUGCAGAAAAACUGAGUCUGAUGAAGGAGAAGAUGAAGGAAGAUGUUACCGGAAACUCGCCUCUACUCAAAGAGGAGCGAAGUCACACGGCUCGAGUGGUGGUACUGGGGGACGAUAGCACCCUGGGAAAGCUCACCAAGGCUUAUUAUGUCAUACGCAAGAAAGAGGCCAAACGUAACAUGCUGACCAAGAAACUAGACCUGCAGCUGUACUACAUCCCAGUCUCUGAAGCAGAGGCUUCAGCGAGUUCACCUGAUGAGAGCAGGUUGUCUUUGGCGUCCUGUUUGGAGAGAGUGGAUCCAUGGUACAGUGUCAACGUUAGCAGUCUGGGAGCUGCCAUCCCCACGCUACCUGAGCUGCCUUCUGUUUCCAGGAAACCGACAGAGCUGAGCCUUUACCUGUUGGACACCCUGUGUUACUACCUUCGCUGUGGGACACAGCCAGUUAACCUCCCGGUCUAUUCAGUUAAGAUGACCCGCUCCAACUCUGAUCUGGCCUCAGUGGAGGAGCUGUUUGUGUCCCACCUGGAGGCCGACAUCCCAGAUUUCAGACACCUUAAAGACCGGCAGCAGAGGGAACCCUCUGUACGACAAAAGAAGUCAUCGAUGGAACUCUUUGGGGUGGUUCUGUCAGUCAACUACACAAAGGCCACUUUAAGCAAGCGAGAAGUUAAAGGAGAAGCAUCUAUGACCUGGCGUGUGGUGAUUACCUCAGAGCCGGCAGCUUCAGCAUCAGGGGAGAGUUACCUGACUGCGAGUUUUGACUCUCUGAACCCCGCAUACAACACAAAAAUCGAAACUCAAAACAUCAGCAUCAGGACAAUGGAGCAACGAACACUCUGUGUGUGUCUGGACAAAGACCCUCGCAGGACAUACACCGAUGUCCAAAAAAUAGAAAUCUCUCCGUGCUUGGACCCUGGUUGCACCAUUCGGUGUAGGUACAGCAUCGGCAGCGAGCAACAGCUGCCACUCAGCAAGUAUCUGGACAAAGUCAUGUCACUGCCAAUCAACAGCUUCUCUGGUGUUAGCAUGUGAGGGACACAGGCUGACUGCUUCACAGUCAUCUUAAUGUUACAUUAGCAAAGGAUAUCCAUCCAUCCAUCCAUCCAUCCAUCCACCCAUCAGUUCAUUUUCUUCACCUCUCAUACAGUUCAGGGUCAUGGUGGGCUAGAGCUAGAGGCAGAGGGGGGUCACCUGAAUAAGUCACCUCUACAUUGCAGAGUACAAUCAUCUACACUGUCUUCUGUUUAGUAACAAUAAUGUUAAUCCCUUUGGAUCCUCUUAAUUUAGUAACACAUGAUUAUUUGGAUUAAAGUGCCAUAAUUUCUCUCGCUAACUGAAUUCUAACAAAUCCUGUGAUAAGAGUUAACAGUUGGUUAACAGUAGUUAGGUUCUACUAACUAAGAAUGCAGAGCGAGUCUGCAUGUCGAAGUAUCCCAAUGCAUCGAUCUACCCCUGAGUGUGUGAAUGUUAGAGGUGUGUAUGCAACAGGAAAAAAGUGCUUGUAUGAACGGGUGUGAUUGGUUGAAUGAGGCUUGCGGUAAAAUGUGCUUUGAGUGUUCGUAUUAAAGCUCUACAUAAGUACCUGUCCAGUUACUGUGCUUCAAAGACAAAGUACUACAGUAUCCAGGUGCUUGUUACCUGUGGCCAUUUUUCACUAAUAAACUUUAUAUUUUAUAA